GGAAAAUGCGUUGUUGAUUUGUGAAAUUCAGUUUUCAGAUCAGCUGUGUGCAAUGGCUGUGUAGCCAAUAAAGGAGGAGUUUGACAAUGCAACUAACUGAGAACAACCAGAUGGCUCAAGACUGCUGCAGAUCACUUUGCUAGAGAGCUUCUUCUGAACACAUGAAAAUGGUCAGUCCAGUGAAUUCAGUGCUCCUGUUUCUUUGAGGUCUCCUUGCUACACGUCACAAGAUGGCAUCCAAUCUGAUACCCAUCAUUUCCCAAAAGGAUCUGGAGAGCAUUUCCCUAAUGAAGACAGGAUUUGGCUUUGCUCUCAAAGCCUUCCAUGCGCCUGAGAAUACGGAUGUUUCUCUGAAGCUCUUGACAAGUCAGAAUACAACAGAGAGAGAACUGAAGGCACUUCUUCAAGAGGUGGCCAGCACUCGAUGCAUGCAGUGUGAGAGGCUCCUGCCUGCCCUUGGCAUCUGCCAGUUCCAGGGUUUUCUUGGCGUCGUCACAGAAUGGAUACACAACGGCUCUCUCGAUUUGCUCAUCCAUGAGCAUGAACUCUGCCCAGAAUUGCCUUUCCCUCUUUCUAUGAGAAUCUUGUCAGAUGUGUCCGAGGGCCUGAAUUAUUUGCACUCAUUGGAGCCUCCCAUACUUCACUACAGUCUUAAGCCUUCCAAUGUUCUCAUAGAUCUGGAGUAUAGAGCUAAGAUAUCAGAUUAUGGCUUUGCCACUUGGAGAAGGCGGCAAAUACCUUCACUCUUGCAGAGCUGCAAUGACAAAAGUGGUUGGGAUUUGCUUUACUUUGCACCAGAAAUACUUCAAGGUGGCAGCUUCUCACCGGAAGGUGACAUGUACAGCUUUGGAAUGAUGUGUUGGGAAAACCUAAGCAGACAGAAGCCCUUGAGAGGCAAGAAAACUUUGCUUGAAGCUGUGACCGCAGUCUGCAGCGGAGUGCGUCCUGAGAUUGAAUCAGCAUUCGUAGCAAAUGACUUGCCACAUCGUAACAAGUUGGUGCAGCUCAUUGCUUUAUGCUGGCACCACGAACCCCUUAACAGGCCAUGUGCUGCAGAAUGUGCAACACUCCUACAGACUAUUCUUAGCACAUUCAGAAAGGAGACAGUUUCUGAUGCGAUAUAUAACUUGAUCCAUGCAAAGGACUGUGCAAUAAAUGCCGCCAAAGGCCCAGUUACUCAUGUCCUUGUAAAAGACCCACAAAAUUUGGAGAUCAUCUGCACUGAGAACAACAACAGGCACAACAAGGAGAUUAACCUAAAAGCACAGAUUUUGUCAAAUGUUGGUCCCCAGAUUGGUACAAGAGGGCCAGUCAAUGAAGAUCAAACACUCCUUGCCAGGAGUCAUCCUUAUCAUGGCACAACAGUAAGAAGAGGUCACCCAGUCUGCAACAGCAAAGGAUCCAGAUCGCCUCCACAUUCCUUAUCCACCUUUCUCAUGCCUGAUUCAAGCGCAAGUGACAGAAGUACCUUUCCCUUUUGCGAAGAGUCAGAGGACAGGCAGAAGCCACUGCCAAAACCAGCACAGGAUCCUGGUUGCAGUCUAACAUACAACAGCCAACAGAACAGUUGGUCAGAAAACAGGUCAACAGGAUCCUGCUAUAAACAGAAGAGCUGUUCCAUCCUGGCCUGUGAGCGAGUAACCAUCCUCAACUGUAUGACCGAAGGACGCCUGAACCAUAUCUUGGAUGUCCUGCGCUCUCAACAGCUCUUAUCCAGGGCCGACUACGAGACGAUCACCUCCUUUCCCACUUUGACCGCCCGAACCCGUGCUAUGCUGGACACUUGCCUUAGCCUUGGCGAAAAGGCUGCCCAGACCGCGGUGUCUGUAUUGUCUACUAGCAAAUGCAGUCCUUUGCUACGAAGCAUCCAGGAAAAUUAUGCUGUGAAUUAAACCAUUUAGCUCAUGGCAUUAUUUAAAAUGCAAGAUGCCACUGUGAACUGGUAAUUUGCAACAGGAUUUUUGUUUUAUUGCGGCUCUGUUGCAUUGCAUCUGCUCAGUGACUUUUAUCCUCUUAGAGAAGGAACGUGAGUCAGAUUAUGGCAUUGAGCUGCCCAGUGCCUGCAGUAAUAACUUCAAUAACCUUUUGGUAUUGAUGGCCAUGCAGUUGGAUGCUUGACCUGUUGGUAUCGUGGCACAGCUCUGGUCAAGUUUCAGGUCGUAACUAUCUGGGCAAAAGAGGACAGACUUUGGUGCAGCCCUUGUUUUCAAACUGUUUGACACAGGAAUUGCUGAGCCUUGGCAAAGAGAACAGAAAAGGCAUUUAAGGGGUCCUGUUGCUGCAAUGAAGCUGGAAGAAAAGCCUGCAGAGGUGAACACAGAGGUGGGAUUGUUUAGUGUUGCACACAUUUUGAAUGUGCAUUGCAAAUGUAGAUGAGCGAGGAGCAUAUGUAUCACAGGUGGAGGUGUGCAUGUACCUUUUGUGUCACAGUUUGUAUGUGAAACACUGUAAUUCCAUAACAAGAUGGCAUAGUACAACUGUUACAGAACUCUAUGACUAUAAAGUUAUUUUGCAUCUCC
Molecule: messenger RNA, 2519 nt
Organism: Sceloporus undulatus (fence lizard)
Lineage: Eukaryota; Metazoa; Chordata; Lepidosauria; Squamata; Phrynosomatidae
Product: receptor-interacting serine/threonine-protein kinase 2-like
Exons: 13
Coding region: 231-1892 (553 amino acids)
Biological process (GO): protein phosphorylation; regulation of apoptotic process
Molecular function (GO): JUN kinase kinase kinase activity; ATP binding
Source: RefSeq, a predicted model, not a curated record